Messenger RNA from Echinops telfairi (small Madagascar hedgehog), 1915 nucleotides. It is a transcript of the gene ANKRD53, whose product is annotated as ankyrin repeat domain 53. Gene Ontology annotation, cellular component: spindle pole. Gene Ontology annotation, biological process: mitotic metaphase chromosome alignment; positive regulation of microtubule polymerization; regulation of mitotic cytokinesis. NCBI's taxonomy places the organism in Eukaryota, Metazoa, Chordata, Mammalia, Afrosoricida, Tenrecidae. The transcript is spliced from 7 exons. Bases 1 to 1530 code for a protein of 509 amino acids. The record is from RefSeq and is a predicted model, not a curated record. Gene Ontology annotation, molecular function: protein binding.
AUGAACAUCAAAUCCCUCUGGAGGGCCUGUGCGGCCUGGGGUCUGCCUCACCUCCCACGACCUACCUACUUCCUUUCUACCUUCUGGCCCAGCCAGCCCUGGCCUCCCCUCCAGACACACCUGGGGACACAAGGUACCAACCUGGCCUCUUGCUCCUUCUUUGCUAGCCUCCUGCCCAGUGCCCCCUCUAGCCAUGCCGAAGAGCUGGAUCACAAGGCGUUGGGGAGCUACGAGUUGUUCGCUGCAUCGGUGGGCCACGCAGACUGGUUGCGGCUCUGCCUCAAUCAGAACACUGGGGAAACCCCCACCGACAGCAAGGGCUUCUCGGCCAUCCACUGUGCAGCCCAGCAGUGCAAGCUCCAGUGCCUGCAGGUCUUGCUGGAGGAGUACAACUUCCCUGUGAAUCAACGCACCCACCUCGGCCAGACGCCCCUGCACCUGCUGAUCCGCAGGGACAACGAGACCGUGGUCCUCCCUUGCGUUCAGUAUUUGCUCUUGAAAGACGCAGACAUCAACGCUCAAACAAAAAGCGGCUGCACCCCGCUGCACCUGGCAGCCCGAGAGGGCCUGCUGGGCUGUGUGAAGGUCCUGGUUGCUCACGGUGCUGACGUCCACGCCCAAGAUGUCACCGGCUGCAAACCCAUUGACUUGUGCAAAAUCUGGAACCACCGCAGCUGUGGCCGAGGAACUGCACCACUCAGCAGCAGGCCCACCGUGAGACUCUGUCACAGUGGGGGUGACACAUUCCCCCUGGGCAGCAGGUUCUUGAAGGAUGCCAUGUGGAAACGGGACAAGAACGACUUGAACCGUGAGAUGGGGGUUCUGAAGAGGCUCAAGGGAAGGCUGGCUUGCAUGGAGCAGUGGUAUCUAACCAAGUACCAAAACAAGUGUCAAGUCUUGAAUGACGCUGACUUCAAGAACUGGCUCCAACGUAAGAUGCUGCCAGCCCAAGAGGCCACGCAGGAGCCUGGUACCUCGGCUCCGUCCACUGCCCUCUUAAAGCUACCCAGGUGUCCUGGGGUGAAGCCGGCCAAGAUAUAUCACCCUUUCCUGGAGUCGCGCCUCAAGCAAUCCUCCCUGGUGGGAUCAAUGUCCGUGCUGUACAGGCCGCCAGUGGCCAGGCAGCCCCGGCCUCGGGUCUGUGUCCCUGCCACCCAGCAGGGCCUGGGAGUACAGCCAGUCCCCACCCGGGAGCAUGACUUUUGCAAUUUCGUGAGGGUGUGCCGUGAUGGGCGCGGAGGGUCGCUGCUGUACACCCUCACCGGCCGCCUGGUGACGGCCCUACCCCAGCUACCUUUCGAAAUGGCCGUCCAGGAGCUGCACCCCUCACUGAAACCACACAGGCUCAAGGGGCCCGGGGGCUUCCACCCGCUCACCAUGAAGGAUGUGCCCCAGAAGCGGCGGCUGGGCACCUUCUGGACAGACACGCUGGCCAUGAACCUGCAGGAGACAUUUGACGAGACCUUCCUGUCAGCCUUGCGUGCCCACCACGGGCUGCCCAUCCUGCCUGCCCCCAAAGCGACCCCAUAAAGUUAUGCCGGUGGCCUCAUGCUCUGAGGCAGCAGUUGCAAGGAGGCUGGGUGUGCUAAUUCCCUGCUGAGGAUGGGGAAGCAGGGAGAGGGGCCACCUCACUCCCAAAGUCAAGGACAGGAGCCCCACUGCCGACAGGUUAUGUCCUAGGCUUGCCUUCUUGCUACCAAGAUGCCUCAUGGGCCCCCAGCAGCCUGGCUUCGGAAAGGGCCCUAGGGCUGCGAGUGGAGACUGUCACCUUCCAGGGCCCUUGCAUCGUGACACCGUCAUCCCCACUGUCCCCCUCCUACCCCUGCCCCCCACCUCCCAGGGAUCAGCUUCCAGGACAGAGGGACUGCUGGGAAAGUCUGCCCCUUGGCCAGACUAAGCCGUCCCUGCUGCAGGC